This is a messenger RNA of Chlamydomonas reinhardtii, 1648 nucleotides long. RefSeq lists its product as uncharacterized. NCBI's taxonomy places the organism in Eukaryota, Viridiplantae, Chlorophyta, Chlorophyceae, Chlamydomonadales, Chlamydomonadaceae. Bases 60 to 614 code for a protein of 184 amino acids. The record is from RefSeq and is a predicted model, not a curated record. The transcript has 4 exons.
AUACGUUCUUUCAGUAUUUCUCACCGAAACCGCAAAGCUUGCUUCGCAGCACCGCUGAAAUGGCCGAACGCGUGCGUGACAUUCAGUCGGAGAUUGAUAAGGUGACAAAAGAGAUAAAUGAUGUCGACGCGCAAGUAGGCAAAGCAGAAGCCAAAGUGGAGAAGGCAGAAGCAGAAGUGGAGAAGGCAGAAGCAGAAGUGGAGAAGGCAAGGACGACGCGUCGCGAAAUAGCCAAGAAGCUGAAGCACCCAGAUCUCAGCGAGAAGGAGCGGGCGGCGCUGGUUGCGGAGCAGGAAGCGUGUGUCGCGGACUUUACAGCUGCUGAGAAGGACCUGGCGUGGCUGAGGAGGAGGGAGGAGCAGCUGCGCAAGAAGGAGGAGCAGCUGCGCAAGGAGGAGGAGCAGCUGCGCAAGGAAAAGGAGCAGCUGCGCAACAAGGAGGAGAGGCUGCAACAGGACGGCGCGGCGGGGAGCACGUCAGGAGCCGACGUGAAGAAGAAGCUGUCCCCACAAGAGAUCAUGGACAAGGUAUACAAGGACGCCACGUAUACGGCGCCCGUCCGAGCACGUGGCGCCCCCGAGGCGAGCCACGUGGCAGCGGUUCACGCUGGAUGAAAAGAAAAAGAGCUGACUAGCAGUGGACGGCGAGGCGGGCAUCGCGGCCCUCCGUCUCUGCGGCCCGGUGCUGGUCCUGCUGGCCGUUGUGUUCCAAGUGCGGGGCAUCGGCGGCCGGUACACGCCGCCUGUGCUCCUUGCUGUCGGGCUUGUCCUGACAGCAAUGUGGGCCAUUGGGCUGUGUGUGGUUCAUGGCGGUGGUGCUGUCAGAGAUCCGGGUGUGCUACAGCGCCGCCAUGUUCUGCGGAGUGGCCAUGCUAGCGGGCAUGUGUGUGCUGUUUGUCUUGGAUUGGCACGAUUUGGAUUUCCGGGACGCUGCGCGGCGGGUGCUGGACGCUGCCAGCUAUGCGUACAUGUUGUUGGAGAACGAGGUGCGCGACGUUGCGAAGGACAUCGGGUUCGACAUGUUCGCCUUCGACUUCAGCAAGCAAUGCUUCAAGCUAGCGUGCAAGUUGGUGUACAAGCAGGGACGCCAGCGCUGGGACUGGAUGACGGGCAGUCGCCUGUGAGUAGGACGGACUGCUUCAGGGUGAGACUGAUUAGGAGGGAUGUGGAGGUCGCCACGCCGCCGCAAAGCAAGGCGGGGCAGAGUUGGAGCAGGGCCGGGCACUUGGAUGUUUGUUGCAGAGAGAACGCUGCUGGAGGAGGAGGAUGGCCCGGACAGGCCCGGAGACAGAUCGUGUGGGAGAGGGGCACUCGCGGCCGGCCGUCAAGGUACCGUCAGUUGUUGUCGAGUGCCGUCAGUUGUAGUCAUGUGUGAUGGGACAGGGUGUAGGCAGGUUGGCGAGGUCCCGUAGGGUGCAGCUGACGCCCAUACCCCAAGCAGAUGGCAAACAAUUUGUAGCGGCAGAGCAGAAGUGCAUGGCUGGUCGAACGCCGGAGUUACUGUACCGACAAGUUGCUGGCUGGCUGGAAGUUUGCUGAUGCGCAUUUCUCACGCUCAGUUGUAGUCGUUAUGUCGUUCUCUUGGACGGGAUUGCUGCUCCCAUAAGGCCAUAACAGGCCAGCGCCGCGCAUCCAGCCCUAUGGCGUAG